AUGUCCGGCGUCGACGGUGCUCGCGGCGUCCUCACCGCGCGCGGGGUCGACGAUGAGGUCGUGGAGUACGUCUGCGCCGUGCUCGAGGACCUAGACCCGAGCGAGACGGCGAGGGAGGACGUGAGGGCGUCGAUCGGUGAUUUCUUGCUCGAGAGCGGCUGCGGGGCGGCGGACGUCGACGCGCUGUGCGACGCGUUCUCAGGACGCGCGCUCGGUGCGGACGAUGGCGAGGCGUCGUCGAGGUCGAGGGAGGACGAGACGUCGAGCGCGACGUCGACGGCGCUGAUGUCGCUGGAUGGGAUCAUCUUAGCGUACGCGGCGAAGACGCUCCUCACGCGGACGGCGCUGCGGCUCGAGCGCGGGGCGCGGUACGGCGUGGUGGGGCAUAACGGGGCGGGUAAGACGACGCUGCUCAAUCGUUUGGCAUCUGGAGACGUGAAAGGGUUCCCGCGUGACGUUCGGUGCGUGUUCGUUCGGCACGAGGUGCUGACGUCGGCGCGCGUUGAGGUGCGAAAGUGGGUCGAAGACGACGCGAGCGAGGCCGAGAACGUCCUGGGGGUCAAAGCGAUCGAGAGCGCGCUGAGAAGCGUCGGAUUCGACGAUCUAAUGAUGGAUAAAACGGUAGCGGAGCUUUCGGGGGGAUGGCGCAUGCGCUUGAGUAUCGCGAGCGCUAUGUUGCGCCGCGCUGAUUUGCUGUUGUUGGACGAACCUACGAAUCACUUGGACGUCGGCGCAGUGGAAUGGUUGGCAAAUUAUCUCUGCUCGCUCGAGGGAACCACAAUCAUGUGUGUUUCGCACGAUUACGAGUUUUUGCGAAAGAUAUCCACUCACAUCGUGCAGUUUGACAAACAGGAACUGCACACGUUUGAAGGCGGCUUCGAUGGCUUUCGCGCGGCUCGCCCUAAUUUAGUUCUCCCUAGAAUGAAGAAGGAGUUAGUGGAGUCGAUCAAGGAUCGUGCGACUGAAAUGGGCGAAGCGAUAGACGACGGCUCGAAAGAUAGUGACUCUAGACGUCGAGCAGCAAGUGAGGCGAAUAUAUUGGAAAACACUGCUGGAAGCGUUGUGGCGAUACGAGCCGGUGCCGCGUCGACGGCUCUGGCGGGCGGGUUGAGUAGGAGAAUGACUGGUUCGCAAGCACGCGCGAAUGGUACAUCGCUCGGUGCUUCGAUAGUCUUUCCCGAGCCUGGGCCUCUGGACGGCAUAAAAAGUAAGACGCAGGUCGUAGCGAGGGUUGAGGACUUGGGCUUCGCAUAUGGACCAAAUAAUCUCGUACUGAGUGGUGUUUAUGCGAGAUUGUACCUCGGUAGCCGCGUCGCGGUCGUCGGUGCGAACGGUGCCGGUAAGACGACGCUGAUGAAAAACAUCGUCGGUGAGCUCGAGCCCACGAGUGGGACGAUUUGGAAGCACCACAACCUACGCAUCGCGUACAUUGCCCAGCACUCGAUGCACCACCUUCAGGAGCACAUGAACAUGUCGCCCAAGGAGUAUAUCCAAACAAGAUUUUAUCAGGGCCGAGACAAAGAGGUCGCGAAGAUGUCCACGAUGGCGCUCACUGACGAGGAAAAGUCUCAGCAGCAAUCACGAGGAAGCGUUUGCGAAAUUCUCGGACGCGCCGUCAAGGGGGGAGAGCUGUGUUACGAGGUCCGUAAAGUUGGCGAUAGGCCGGGUGUUACACACUGGGAGCCAAAACGCUUUCUCAAGGCAUCGUACGUAACAAAGAUGUGCAAAAACUACGAUGAAAUGAUGAAGGCAAUGCAGAGCGGGAUGGACGUUCGGCCUCUCACCUCGUCAGAAGUUUAUUCGCACCUCAUGGACUUCGGCAUUUCUCAAGAGCUGGCGGAUGGGAAAAUUAAGCGAAUGUCUGGAGGACAAAAGUCACGUCUCGUCCUCGCAGCGGCGAUGUGGAUCAAACCGCACAUCAUAGCACUCGAUGAGCCAACGAACUAUCUGGACAAUGAGACUCUCACCGCACUGACAUCGGCGCUAAAGCGAUUUAAGGGAGGUGUUCUCACCAUCAGUCACAACGCUUCCUUCGUUGGAGACGUCUGCACAGACACAUGGCGAGUGUAUCAAGGUAAAGUUACCUCGAGCGAAGAUGAGGCGCGAGGUGUCGGUGCUAGUCGCAAGGGCGGCGCUCGACGUCGUCGCGCGCUCAGGGAGGAAGACAUGAGCGAAUCCACAGAGGCGACUUCGGAGAUUUCAGCCAAUCAAGAUUUGAAGAACGUAGGUAGAGCGAUAACGGGAAUCCUCGCGAGUCGUCGAACGGCGCUAGAUAUGCGCUUUGAGCAAGUCUCUAUGUCCGUUAGCGGGGUCGAGCUCAUCAAGGACUGUGUCUUGGAGUUGAAUGUCGGUCGUCGUUACGGCUUACUCGGCGCCAACGGCUGCGGUAAAUCAAUGCUCCUAGAAGCAAUUGCAAGGCGCGAGCUGCCCGUACCUAAACACGUGGAUAUUUAUCACUUGCGUGAAGAGGCAGAACCGAGUGAGCGAACCGCUCUGGAGGCGGUGGUCGAUCACAUAAGGGAAGAGGUCUCUCGACUUCAAGCCGUCGAGAGUGAUAUCCUAUCGUCAAAAGGUCCGGGCGACGAGAGUUUACAAGGAAUUUACGAACGCCUAGAGGAGCUCGAUCCAGCAAAGUUUGAGGCGAAAUCGGCUGAAUUAUUGCACAAUCUUGGUUUCGAUAAAACGUUGAUGAAUCGCGAGACCAAGGCGCUCUCAGGUGGCUGGAGAAUGCGCGUUUCUCUCGCCCGCGCGCUCUUGGCAUCACCCGCAUUAUUACUUUUGGACGAACCGACCAAUCACCUCGACUUGUCGGCGUGUGUGUGGCUAGAAGAUUACCUAUCUAAAUACAAGAAAUGCUUGGUCGUGAUAUCGCACUCGCAGGACUUUCUCAAUGGCGUAUGCUCUCACAUCAUCCGCAUCACGAACAAGACGCUCAAGUACUAUACGGGCGAUUUCGACACGUUUAGACGAACUUUGGCGGAAGAGGAGAUCAUCCAGCAAAGGCAAUACGAUAAAGAACAAGCUGAGAUUAAGCACUUGAAGGACUUCAUCGCAUCAUGUGGGACGUACGAGGACAAGAUGAAGACGGCCAAAUCGAAACAAAAGAUCUUGGACAAGAUGGAAGCCGCGGGGUUGACGCCUUCGCCACGAGCGGAGAAGACGUUCGAGUUUACGUUUCCGCAGUGCUCUAAGCUCGCCCCUCCCGUACUUCCGUUCAAGAACGUUUCGUUCCAGUAUCCCUCAGCGGAUCCAUCUCUCGGGAUGCUUUUGCAAAACCUUGAGUUUGGCGUAGAUUGCGAUUCUCGCGUCGCUCUGGUCGGGCCAAACGGCGCCGGUAAGUCCACAAUCUUAAAACUUAUGACUGGAGACGUAGAGCCGAGCCUAGGCGAAGUCGGUCGACACCAUCAUCUGACCAUCGGUCGAUAUCAUCAGCACAGCGUGGACGUCCUCGAUCCUCGAUCGACGCCUUUGGAGUUCUUUGCAGGGACAUAUUAUGACAUGAAAAAGCCGAAUGACGAGUGGCGUUCGUAUCUUGGAAAGUUUGGAGUUACUGGACGGUAUCAGACACAUCCCAUCUCGCAACUCUCCGACGGCCAAAAGUCUAGACUGGUGUUCGCGAUGCUGUGCCUAGCGAACCCAAAUCUAUUGCUUUUGGACGAGCCGACGAAUCACCUCGAUCACGACUGCAUCGAUUCCUUAGCGGACGCUAUCAAUAAGUACCAAGGUGGGCUGGUUCUGGUGAGUCACGAUUUCAGAUUGAUUGACAAAGUUGCAAGAGAGAUUUGGGUGUGUGAGGACAAAAGCGUAAAGGUUUGGCGGGACGACAUCCGUGCGUACAAGAGACACCUUGCGAGGAAGGCGUUGGUCGCCUAA
This is a messenger RNA of Ostreococcus tauri, 3873 nucleotides long. RefSeq names its product ABC transporter, conserved site. Gene Ontology annotation, molecular function: ATP binding; ATP hydrolysis activity. Lineage: Eukaryota; Viridiplantae; Chlorophyta; Mamiellophyceae; Mamiellales; Bathycoccaceae. Bases 1 to 3873 code for a protein of 1290 amino acids. The record is from RefSeq and is a predicted model, not a curated record. The transcript has a single exon.